Messenger RNA from Brassica rapa (field mustard), 1564 nucleotides. RefSeq names its product protein BTR1. Lineage: Eukaryota; Viridiplantae; Streptophyta; Magnoliopsida; Brassicales; Brassicaceae. Gene Ontology annotation, molecular function: RNA binding. The record is from RefSeq and is a predicted model, not a curated record.
AUAUUAAAAAUAAUAAAAUAAUGGAAUAAGCAAAAGCCUAGUGGAUAGAUAGAGCAGAGCCACCUUCCUUCACUUCACAAACCGCUCGGCGACAAAGACGACCAAGCCGAGGAACCCAUCCGACAGACACACAUCGAAGACUUUAAACUCUCCUCUCAGAUUCAGAAACCACAAGCUUGAACGGAGAAGAUUCGAAUUGUGCGAGGACAGUUGAUUCGGUUAUCUUCUGCAGCGGCAAUGGACUCCACCGACUCGUACGCGGCAGCUUCCCCUGAAGAGCUUACCAAGAGAUCCCCUGAACCUCAUGAUGAUUCGGAAGCUGACUCUGCUGAGAAGCCAACACACAUUCGGUUUCUUGUUUCCAAUGCGGCGGCUGGUUCAGUCAUUGGGAAAGGAGGCUCGACCAUCACUGAGUUUCAGGCUAAGUCAGGUGCUCGGAUCCAGCUCUCACGUAACCAAGAGUUUUUCCCUGGGACGACUGAUAGAAUCAUCAUGAUUUCGGGAUCGACUAAAGAAGUUGUCAGUGGACUGGAACUUAUCCUUGAAAAAUUGCACAGUGAGCUUCAUGCUGAAGAGGGUAGUGAUGUUGAGCCUAGGAGAAGACUAAGACUUGUGGUUCCUAACAGUUCUUGUGGAGGCAUUAUUGGAAAAGGAGGAGCCACCAUCAAGUCAUUCAUUGAGGAGUCUAAAGCUGGGAUUAAGAUAUCCCCUCUGGAUAAUACCUACUAUGGCUUGAGUGAUAGGCUAGUGACAUUAUCUGGAACCUUCGAGGAGCAGAUGCGGGCAAUUGAUUUAAUUUUGGCUAAGCUUACCGAGGACGAUCAUUACUCCCAGAAUAUACAUUCCCCAUACUCGUAUGCAGGUCUUUCCUACUCUGGUUUUCAUGGUCAUCCAUAUGCGUAUGUGCUUCCUUCUGUUGCAACAGCGGGAUACAAUUCGGCUAACUACGCACACAACGGUUCUGGAGGAAAGUAUCAAAACCACAAGGAAGAAGCUAGUACCACGGUGACAAUUGGUGUGUCGGAUGAGCAUAUAGGAUUGGUCCUUGGCCGUGGAGGAAGAAACAUCAUGGAGAUCACUCAGAUGACCGGUGCCCGAAUUAAAAUAUCAGACCGAGGUGAUUUCAUGUCUGGAACCACUGAUAGGAAAGUGAGUAUCACAGGAUCACAGAGAGCAAUCCAACAAGCUGAGACGAUGAUAAAACAGAAGGUUGAUUCAGCCUCGGAGAGAGCCAACGAAUAGAACCGAUAAAGAGUAUCCCCAUCUUGGUUCCGUUCCUAUCUCUGGUCUGUGUUUAUUUAUUGGCUGAGGCUAAAAAGCUUUUCAGAUGGGGAUCUCAAAUCAUCUUUGAGUGAGGCAGAGACUUCUCUCAGGGACCUGUGUUUCUUUCUUUCGUUUUGUGUUUAUGUCCUGAAGCAGAUUUGGAGCUAGAAGUACUAUUCUCAUUUGUUUUCUUUAGUAACUUAAUUUCAAUUUGUUGAAGUUUUGUUUCCCUUGAGUUCUUUCUGUCGUAACAAUUUUACAAUAAACCAACCAUUACAUUACAUUUGCUUUCGUUCAGUUA